CUGUGCCCCAAUCUCGGAGGGCUGCGCGGGAGUGGAAGGCUGGACUCGGGAUGAUGGGCGCCGGGACCCGCGUGUCCGCCUCCUGGCCGGGCCCUACCCUCAGCUUGACCAGCCUGCUGCUGCUGCUGGGGCUGGGCCCGGGAAGCGGGGAGUCCUGGGUUCAAGGAGCUCCCCAGGUGGACUUCCAGGAACGAUACUUUGAACAGAUUUUGGAUCAUUUCAACUUUGAGAGCUACGGCAACCACACGUAUCUCCAGCGGUUCCUGGUCACAGAGAAGUUCUGGAAGAAGGGAACAGGACCGAUGUUUUUUUAUACGGGAAAUGAAGCUGAUGUCUGGGACUUUGCCAAUAACUGCAAUUUCAUUCUGGAGCUAGCAUCGGUUGAGGAGGCCCUGGUCAUUUUUGCUGAACAUCGUUACUAUGGAAAGUCUCUCCCAUUUGGGGUCCAGUCCACCAAGAAGGGAAAUACUGCCCUGCUUACAGUGGAGCAGGCCUUGGCUGACUUUGCUGUACUGAUCCAGGCCCUGCAAAAGGAAUACAAGGCUGAAAAUGUGUCUGUCAUCACCUUUGGAGGGAGUUAUGGAGGGAUGCUCAGUGCCUACAUGAGGAUGAAGUACCCCAACCUCGUGGCUGGAGCCCUGGCUGCCAGUGCCCCUGUGCUGUCCAUCGCUGGCAUUGGAGAUCCCCGCCAGUUUUUCAGAGAUGUCACUACUGACUUUGAGAACCACAGCCCUGAGUGUGUCCAGGGAGUUCGAGAAGCCUUCAGACUAAUCAGAGACCUCUACCUACAAAGAGCCUUUGACAGAAUCAGCCAGGAAAUGGGCACUUGCACGCAGCCUUCAAGUGACUCAGCCAUCACCCAGCUGUUUGAGUUUGCCCGAAAUGCCUUCACCAUGAUCACAAUGAUGGACUACCCCUACCCCACUGAUUUCAUGGGCCAUUUCCCAGCCAAUCCUGUCAAGGUGGGAUGCGACCGGCUACUUAGUGCAGAGAAUCGGAUCCAGGGGCUCAGGGAACUGGCUGGAUUGCUCUACAAUGCUUCUGGGACAGAGCCGUGUUAUGAUAUCUACAAACUUUACCAAAAGUGUGCUGACCCCACAGGCUGUGGCACAGGCCCCAGUGCAGAGGCCUGGGAUUAUCAGGCCUGCACUGAGAUCAACCUCACCUUUGACAGUAAUAAUGUAACUGACAUGUUUCCCGAGAUCCCAUUCACCAGUGACCUCCGAGAGAAGUAUUGUUUUGCUAGGUGGGGCGUCAGGCCCCGGAAAAGCUGGAUGCAGACCAACUUCUGGGGGAAUAAUCUCAAAGCUGCAAGCAACAUCAUAUUUUCAAAUGGAGACCUGGAUCCCUGGGCAGGGGGUGGGAUAAGGAGUAAUCUGAGUUCGUCCUUGAUCUCUCUCACCAUCCGAGGCGGAGCUCAUCAUCUAGAUCUCAGAGGGUCCAAUCCAGCAGACCCCACAUCUGUCAUAGAGGUCCGGAAGCUAGAAGCUGCAUAUAUCCAUGAAUGGGUGAAAGCAGGAAGACAUGAACAGUAACGUGACUUCCAAAACUUGGGACCAGCCUUCAUCAUACUGUGUGGGACUCUACCUUCAGUGCCAGCCAAGGACAAUUUCUAAAGCCAGACCCAAAGUAGAGGCUUUGGAUGUCUAUUCAAACUCAGGAUUAAACUUUCAAAGUCCUGUGACUAUGUCAGACGAACUCCUGCUUGAUAGACUGUGGCAUCUGGGCUGUGAAGAAGUAUCUGUACACAGGGUUGCCUCCUAGCUGGGCUUAACAAAACGUCCCUUUCCGGGUGCUCCCAUACAGCCAGAGUUUUCCAUUUUAGGGAAUUUGGGGGAGGAGAGGUAGCAAUGUAAGUAGGACUUUCCCUUUUUUGCACCCUCUCAAAAGCAAAAAAACAAAAACCUGAACCCUUUACCUUUACUAGUUAUUCUGGGUCUCUAAAAAUAGAUGAAGUUAGCCAUGGGUGUCCUCUGCCACACACACACACCCCCAAUUAUAACUGAAGUUAGGUUCUCUUCCCCCACCUCUGAGUAACAAAUAGCACCACACUGCUACAGAAGACUAAGCAUUAGAGUCAGUCAGUCAGGACUCAGGAAAAACUUUCCUUAAGGCUGAUGGGGAAGAGGAGUCAUGCCACAUUGUCUCUGUAAUGAAGAGUAAUAAAAUUGUGCUCACCCCAAUGAGAACUGAAA
Molecule: messenger RNA, 2195 nt
Organism: Trichosurus vulpecula (common brushtail)
Lineage: Eukaryota; Metazoa; Chordata; Mammalia; Diprotodontia; Phalangeridae
Gene: DPP7
Product: dipeptidyl peptidase 7
Exons: 13
Coding region: 51-1535 (494 amino acids)
Biological process (GO): proteolysis
Cellular component (GO): vesicle
Molecular function (GO): serine-type exopeptidase activity; dipeptidyl-peptidase activity
Source: RefSeq, a predicted model, not a curated record